UCCAUGGAGUGGACUUACCUUGUACCCAUUCAUUUACUAGAGUUGAAGUUGAUGAGUUCACCAAGCCUCAGCGAACUGGGCAAGAGUGAGAAGGCAGCCUUGGAGGAAAGAGGCACCCAGCAAUGCAAGGCAGGGACUAAUGCCAUCUGGAAUAGCAUCCACAAUGCAGUAAUUGCUAUAUUUCAGAAGAAGGACCUUGGAGACAAUGAGCUGUAUACCUUAAAUGAAGGGGUCAGGCUACUUCUGAAAACAGAGUUAGGCUCCUUCUUCACUGAGUACUUGCAGAACCAGCUCUUAACCAAAGGAAUGGUCAUACUGCGGGACAAAAUUCAUUUCUAUGAAGGUCAGAAAUUACUGGACUCUUUGGCUGAGACCUGGGACUUUUUCUUUUGUGAUGUGCUCUCCAUGCUGCAAGCCAUAUUCUACCCUGUCCAGGGGAAGGAACCCACUGUGAGGCAGCUGGCUCUGCUGCACUUCAGAAACAUAAUUACUCUGAAUGUAAAGCUGGAGGAUGCCCUGUCGCGGCCCCGUGCUCGAGUGCCUCCGUCUGUCAUACAAAUGCUACUUAUACUGCAGGGGGUACAUGAGUCUAGAGGAGUGAGUGAUGAUUACUUGAAGCUGGAAUCUCUGAUCCAAAUGGUGGUGUCUCCUUAUCUGGGCACUCACGGCCUAUAUGCUGAUGAUGGCUCCGUAGCCCAGUGCACCUGUGUGUUGGAAAAGCGACUGCUGUGGCACUGGCCUCAGUUCGGAGACAGUCCCUCUAAGAAUCCUGUGGUGCGCUCCAAGAGCUACAACAUGCACAUGCUAACACCUGUGGCUGAGUAUGAGUCUGAGACAGGGUCAGUGGGCAGCACGGGCAUCCGACGUCACUCAGUGUGCCAGAUGAAUUUGUGUCAGGAGGAGCCUGCAUUCUCCACUACUUCCAGCCCUGAGACAGACACUACUUCCCAACUUUCAGCCUCACAUCACUCAGGAGAGCAAGACUCUGCCCUGUCCAGCUGCAGAGAGCAGAUUGACGAUACAUUCCCAAUUCCAUCUCCUUCUAUGUAUCCCUUGAUUUUCCCUGAAUGUUGCUCAGAAAUAUUUGAGAAUUCAUCCCAAAAACCUGACUCCCAUCUAUCACAAGAAGAGGCCUUGCUUCCCAGUGGCUCCUCCAGCCCAGAAACAGUUGUAGAUCAGGUCUUGGAAUCUCUGGACUCCGAUGCAGAAGGAAUCUUUAUAGACUUCACUCGUCACACCUCGCACGCCUCUAAUCUAAGCCUUGAGAGUGAGAGUGAGGUUUAGCAAUACAACUGUGCCACAUUACACAUCUGUUUUAUGUCUGAAAUAUUUGUUUUACUUUUACAUUGAAAGUUAGAAGAGUAAACAAAACAUGAUACUUAACUGACCUGUUAAUGUAUGCCAUUUUUCAUAUAAUCAUACACAUACGAAAGGUCAAAAGGAUGUGGACCUUUUGUAAUGAUUGAGCUCAGAUUUUUUUAGCCACUUCAA
Molecule: messenger RNA, 1491 nt
Organism: Trichomycterus rosablanca
Lineage: Eukaryota; Metazoa; Chordata; Actinopteri; Siluriformes; Trichomycteridae
Gene: prr5b
Product: proline rich 5b (renal)
Exons: 9
Coding region: 4-1284 (426 amino acids)
Biological process (GO): TORC2 signaling
Cellular component (GO): TORC2 complex
Source: RefSeq, a predicted model, not a curated record